Suillus discolor is the source of this 1714-nucleotide messenger RNA. RefSeq names its product nuclear protein DGCR14. Gene Ontology annotation, cellular component: catalytic step 2 spliceosome. NCBI's taxonomy places the organism in Eukaryota, Fungi, Basidiomycota, Agaricomycetes, Boletales, Suillaceae. The record is from RefSeq and is a predicted model, not a curated record. The coding region runs from base 60 to 1607 and encodes 515 amino acids. The transcript has 3 exons.
CAGUGACUGAAGUCUAUUUGGACUGUACACGAGUAUCAUUACCCACACUCCCUGUAUAAAUGUCUACCCCCGGUCCAUCUGAAUCAUCUCGCUCGCUAAAUUCUCAACAAGUACUCGAAGAAGAUGAGUACACAGCAGCCUUGUCUCACAUCAUAGCGAGAGACUUCUUCCCUUCUCUCGUGCAUCUCGACGCGACCAAUGAAUACCUUGAUGCUGUGACAUCGAGAGACCCCCACUUGAUCAACGCAUCCGUGCGUAGAUUACAAGAAGUUAACAGUACCCCCGCCACCUACCACGGACGACCGUGGCAGACGCCGUCCGCAACGCCCUACGGUGCUGGUGCAUCCGAGACACCGCUACACACGCCACGCGGGGAGCCAGUGACGAAACGCCCGCGGUAUAAUACAAGCAUGAGUCUAGACAACUUCCAGGCACGGUACACCUCGGAAGACAACGCUAGCUUUACACAGAUUAUGGAUGAGGAGAACCGGAAAAGGAAGGAGAGGUGGGGUUGGGCAUGGGAGGCACAGAAGAGAGUCGAGGAUCAGAGGGAUAGGAUGAUUGAGGCGAGGGAGAGGAUGAUGAUUGAGCCUUCUCAAGCACCAGGUGUGAAAGAGAAGUUUGUAAUCAAGGCCCCUGAUGUCGCAGGACUCAUCACGCAAAGUGGAGAGUCGUCGAAGGAACCUGAAGGUAAAAAUCAAGAUGCGAAGGACAAUGAUAAGGGAAAGGGAAAGGAGGUGGCCAUCCUCAGUGAAGCGGCCGAGGAAGGCGAGCCUAUGGACGUUAUGGCGCCAAGGAAAGAUACUCGUCCGGCUGGUGUUGAUGGCUGGAAUUUCAAGGCUCGCAAUUCUCUCAUGUUCUCCCCUGAUGCCGACAUGUCUCCGUACCACCCGCGUACAUCGAAAGCUAAAGCAAGCGAUGAUCUCGGUAUCAUAACGCAUGUGAAUACACGUCUAACAGAACAAGAUGAAGGGGAUUCUCAGUCGCGAGCUGCAUCUGCUCCGCCAAGUCCCACUCGCAGUCGAAUUGAUGCCGCCAUCACUGGCACGCCGUAUCGACCGCGGUCCCCCAUGAAUGAAUUUUCGCUUGUACCCAGCCUGCCUUCACCUACCGCUGCUGAGCUGGGCCCUUCUGCCGUUAAUCAGCUCAUGACAUGGGGGACCCUAAAUGCAACUCCACGGAUAUUGUCAAAGUCCGAUGAUCCAGCAGAAGCCUUGCCACUGCCUAGCACACCUUUCCAUAUUGCUGCGCCGUCGAGCCGCGAGGCAUUAUCUCACAGGUUAUCCUCACAUGCUUCAAAAAGCCUUCGCGCGAAAGCUAUUCUCCUUGGGGGGCCGACCCCAAUUAUCGGACGUACACCAGCCCGAGGAAGUUCCUCAAAGUCAGGUUCUAUGGGCCCUCCAAGUUGGACUCCGCGGAGAGCUGACGCACCUGGCAAUCUGACACCUGCAGCAAAAAGAUUGUUGGAUAGAACUACGAUGGGUACUGCAGCAGCGAGAAGGGCGGAGGCGAUGGGUCGAAUGUCUAGCUGGGAAACGAGACAGACUGGGGAAAGGGAUCUCAACCGUGUGCGAUGGACACCGACACCGACAGCUCGGGGAGGAUGAGACCUGACCCACGGAGAAGACAAAUGAGCAUAUAUCAUGCAUGCUUCUGGUGUUGUAUCUAGAAGGCAAUGGAAUAUCAAGACUGAGCAGCGUGUUCUUGAAUUAGA